GUGUAUGUAUGUGUGUGAUCGUGAGUGGGGCUUGAGGAGAGAGAGCGACAGACCAGAAGGAGAGUGUGCGGAGAGAGCAGAUCAUUGUUCACACACCUCUCAAGACACUAAUCUGUGUUUACAUCAGGGAAAAACAACAAGGGAACACAUUAGAGAGAGCGAGUCUACUGUUACUACUUCAGCAGGAUGUCAACUUUAAACUGCUCCUCUGAUCUAAUGGGUGAAAAAGGUACCAACCUGACGCCUGGUAUUAACAGAAACUACAGCGAUCUGGGUGGUGCAUGUUUGACGGAGGACAAAUACCUGGAAAUACAUCUGGGUCCUCCUCGAUCACCUGUGUUCUUCCCCGUCUGCCUCGUCUACCUGAUCAUCUUUUUGGUAGGCGUGGUGGGGAAUGUGCUGACGUGUACCGUCAUUGCACGCAACAAAGUGAUGUGGACACCGACAAACUACUACCUGUUCAGCCUGGCGGUGUCAGACCUGCUGGUGCUGCUGCUCGGCAUGCCACUGGAGCUGUACGAGCUAUGGCAGAACUACCCCUUUCUGCUGGGGAAGGGAGGUUGCUACUUUAAAACCUUCCUAUUUGAGACGGUAUGCUUGGCGUCCAUCCUAAACGUGACGGCGCUGAGUGUGGAGCGUUACAUUGCUGUGGUGCACCCACUGCGAGCAAAGUACGUUGUGACACGCACCCAUGCCAAACGGGUCAUCCUGACGGUGUGGGGCCUGUCGGUGCUGUGUGCCAUUCCCAACACAAGUCUGCAUGGGAUCAGCAUCGCUCACUGUCCCUUCACCUGCCCUGAGGGGAGCAUAAAUGUGGCGAUCCCCAACUCGGCAACCUGUACAGUGGUGAAACCACGCUGGAUGUACAAUCUGACCAUCCAGGUGACCACUUUGCUAUUUUUCAUUCUGCCCAUGCUCACCAUCAGUGCUCUCUACAUGCUCAUCGGGCUGCAGCUGAAGCGCGAAAAGCUGCAUCAGGCGCUGGAGGCGAAGUCUGGCAUUGGACAGGACAGCUUCUGCAGCGUCCGUACGCAGCAGCAGAAAGCGCGUCGCCGGCAGGUCACUAAAAUGUUGUUCGUUUUGGUGGUGGUUUUCGGGAUCUGCUGGGCCCCGUUCCACACUGACCGACUCAUGUGGAGUUUCAUCAGUGACUGGAGUGUCUACCAUCUGGAAAUCUUUGAGUACGUGCACAACAUCUCUGGAGUGUUUUUCUACCUCAGCUCAGCAGUCAACCCAAUCCUGUACAACCUCAUGUCCACACGCUUUAGAGAAAUGUUCAAGGAGGUCAUGUGCCAUCGGCCACAUCACAUCGCUCCCAGAAAAUACUCGCUCAGCGUCACUCGGGUGACGCUCCGCAGCACCCUGAGUGAUGCACCAGUCAGCAAUGGAACCGCUGUCGUCGAAGGCGAGGCAGAGGAUGGAGAAGUGAGGGUGAAAGAUGAGACAACUUUUUCAACUUAAGGGGUUUGUCAAGGACGUAUUGUUGGCAGGGUGGCAUGGGGUUUAGAAAGACUGUCCUGUUUUAAGUCAAUGCAUCCAUCAGCUGUCAUUAACAUCCACUUGCAACAGUUGCAUCUGUUAAAUACCUAAAAUAGUCUGAGCGGAGGAACUGCAGGGGGAAAAAAAGCACACGCUUCCGCUGAAACUGUCAGACUGCAGUGUUAGUGUUACUAUUCUGCUUUUGAAAACUUUAUCUGUAACUCAGCAAAUCACAAACUGAAGUCAAACUCCAAAUGUCUUGCAGUGGCAUGUUUCAAACAAGCCUGAGCAGACAUGAAUUCAUGGCAUUCUCAAGCCAUAGGAAAAAAGUGCAGGAAAGUAGACUUCAGUUUGCCAGCAUGAAUGGCAAUUAAUAUUCAUUGUACAAAAACCAUUUAAAUUAAAACAUAUUCUUUGUAAGUACUUUAUUCCAUUUGGGAAAAUACUCUAAAUUUAAAUGAUGAUGAUGAUACAGUCCACAAAAAUUCUGCUAUUCACAAAUUGAGACGAACCAGGAGGACUGAUGAAUACAAAAGUUGAUCCAAGCCAGAGAGAGGCUGAAAACUUAUAUUGUUGGUUGUGUACAGUAAGAAAAUGUGGAAUUCAGUGGCAGGGUCUUAACAAAAGCAUCUGUAUUUGUAUAUUAACACAGGUGAGGUACAAGCUACAGAGGCAGUGUCAAGACAUUAAAAAUGGACCAAUGUGUAUAAAAGUUAUGAUGUAUUUAAGAUGAUGGGAAAUUGAAUAUCCUGUUAUAAAUGUCUGUCAUGUAAGGGGUAAACUACACUGUAUUUAGAGUAAAUAUUCAUAUCAGAUUAUAAAUGCUAUAUAUGAUCAGAAAUUGCUCUGCUCUCAUGACAAAAAUGCUUGUCAGCCCUGUGUACUGUUUAUAAUAGUGUUUAAGUGGUAUUCUUAAGUGUGUAAUUUCUGCUAAAUAUCUAUUGCUUUUUGUGGUUAAACAGUCUAGAAAUGUGUUGUACUUUAUGCUGUUAUCCACAGGUAUAAUAAACAAUAGCAGUUUAACUGCACAUCCUUUA
Seriola aureovittata is the source of this 2516-nucleotide messenger RNA. It is a transcript of the gene nmur1a, whose product is annotated as neuromedin U receptor 1a. The coding region runs from base 187 to 1461 and encodes 424 amino acids. Gene Ontology annotation, molecular function: neuromedin U receptor activity. The transcript has 3 exons. Gene Ontology annotation, cellular component: plasma membrane. The record is from RefSeq and is a predicted model, not a curated record. Gene Ontology annotation, biological process: G protein-coupled receptor signaling pathway. Lineage: Eukaryota; Metazoa; Chordata; Actinopteri; Carangiformes; Carangidae.